AUGAUGCUGUCGCUUUCGGCUUAUAGGGACCUGAACGUGUUACGGUUUGUGGCGGACUCAGCAGCUCAGGAGAAUCUCACGCCUACACCAGUCGACCUGAAUAAGAUUCUCAUGUCGCUAGGGGAGACCUACGCCGAGGUCCUUUCCGACGCGGAAAGGAGUGUGUGUGAUCGUUUCGCAGCUGGGCGUAGGGUCUUAGAGCAAUACAUCAAUGACCCCGAACACGCUCUCCAUAUGACUGAGGAGGAUAAAGAGGAGUACGCUGUGGCCGAGCGGCAUGUUUCUCGGACGCUGGAGCAGAUGAUCCGGCUUAUGCUCAAGUUUCGCGCUCCCCACGUGCUAUGUAUAACAACUGUGUCUCUCCUGAACACCAUGUUUACGGAACAUGGUGUUUUUGCCGGAUGUAGUGGUCGAUUUGAGGUCCUCAUAGGUGACGACGCUUCCCAGAUCCCAAAGCCAGUGCUGGCGGCGUUCGCGAUCCUUUUUGCCUAA
Messenger RNA from Necator americanus (New World hookworm), 492 nucleotides. RefSeq lists its product as uncharacterized. NCBI's taxonomy places the organism in Eukaryota, Metazoa, Nematoda, Chromadorea, Rhabditida, Ancylostomatidae. The coding region runs from base 1 to 492 and encodes 163 amino acids. The transcript has a single exon. The record is from RefSeq and is a predicted model, not a curated record.